Molecule: messenger RNA, 2938 nt
Organism: Klebsormidium nitens
Lineage: Eukaryota; Viridiplantae; Streptophyta; Klebsormidiophyceae; Klebsormidiales; Klebsormidiaceae
Source: the annotation of a GenBank genome assembly
AUGCUACGCGCAUGGUGGAUCACAGUGACCUGUAAGAAGCGGGUAGUUAACCAACAUGGCUGGAGUUGCGGCGGCCACUGCUGCAGGGGCGGCCCUUUUCCUGUACUACUCUGGCCGCUCCACCAAUCGCCCCCCCUGGCCUCUCAAACUGCUCAGAGGAGCCCCACCGAAUGGUCCCCAAACGGAGGAAGAGGAGUCUGCUCAUGGGCGCUCACCAGAGUGUGCGUUUCGUAUCAGUUUGAGCACUUCGAAUGUGGCAGCUUCCGGGCAAAGCCGUGGCGGCCCCCCUCCGCAUGGGCCGAGGCGGUGGCGACUCUGGGGGAGACGCUCCGGUUCACGUAUAGUGAGACAUUAGGCAAAUGGCCGUUGGUAGACCUGGCGUUUGGGAUCAACUGGCUCACAAGAACUAAGGGCCACACCGACGUAGCAGCGGUCUACGCUGGCCCCGGCAGCGUGCAACUGCGCGGCCCUGACGCCAUCGCCCAUAUUCAGGAGCUCCUGCGCCUGCUGAACAUAUGCAUUCUAUUCAAGCGGCCGUUCCCCAUCUUCCUGGAGAGCACCGGGUUUAAGGCGGACCAGAUCCUUCUGCGCGAAGGAACUGCCGGGCUGCUGAAGCCAGCUUUUGUGGUCAUUCGGGACGACGCGAACAAGACGGUGCUGCUGAUCAUUCGGGGCACAUACUCCAUGAAGGACACUCUGACCGCGGUGACAGGCUCCAGCGUCCCGUACCACCACAUCGUGACACGUGUCCCGCCCUCCGGGAAAGGUGACGUCAUCGUCGACCGCGUGGUCACUGGCCACGCCCACUGCGGCAUGGUGGCGUCUGCCCGGUGGAUCGGGCAACGGGCCGCGGGGGUCAUGGAGGAGGUUUUGAAAGCUAACCCGGGUUACCGGUUGAAAAUCGUGGGGCACAGUUUGGGAGGCGGGACCGCGUCGCUGCUCGCAUACAGUCUGCGGGAGAAGGCGUGCUUCGGAGGAACGGAGGUCGUCGCUUUUGCGCCAGCUGCCUGCAUGACGUGGGACCUGUCCGAGUCGGGCCGCCCCUUCGUCACGUCCGUCAUCAACGGCUUCGACCUGGUGCCCACUUUCUCCUGCGCGUCCGUCGACGACCUCCGGGCUGACGUCACCGCUUCCGCCUGGUGGCCGGAGUUCCGCUCCCAGAUGGACCAGAUCCGCGUGCUCCGCCUGCUUAUGGGUGGCGCGGACCUUAUGGGCCGGGGGCUCAGCCAACUCGGUCACGUGCCGUCGCUUAUCGGUAACAGCGCCGGGGUUGUCUGGCGACCCGUUUCGUCGGGCGCUAGGACUGCGGUCUCGGCGGUUGCGAGCGUGCGGCCGAAGUUGAGCUGGAGCGGGCUCGCGUGCGGGGGGGUACGAAAUAGGGUGAAUACGCCACCCCCGAUCCCGGAGGAGCACCCCCCCGAACCGGGGGAGGGUGGGUUCGUGAUGGAAAUGGAGAGAGAGGGGGGGGCGGAAGUUCGAGAAAACUUGGGGGGAGUGAUCGGUUCGCUUUCAAGGUCACAGUCGGUUGGGAACCUGUCGGAGGGAGGAACCAGCUCGGGCGAAGGGACGCCGCGGCACAGCCGGUCGCGGUCGGUGUCGCGAAUAGACCUGACGCGGCAAGAGGAAGUCACAGGCCUUGCCGCGAUUUUGAACGACGUGGGCAGGCAAACCGCUCGCGACGAAGGGAUCAACGACUCGGACGAUGAGGAAGAGGAGGCGGCCUCGAUCCGUUCCGACGCCAGCGGACUCGACCGGAUGCAGGCGGAACUCGAGGCCUUGCAAGCGGAGCUCGACGCCAAAGACGAGGGGGAAAGAUUGUCGUUAGGGAUAGAAACAGGGCCUCUUGAAACGGUAGACGGUUUGGAGAACGAGAGCGAAGAGGAACCGGUGAAAAGAGCAGUGGGUUCGGAGGAGUGGCUCCAGGAGAAGACCCGCUUUUUUCCCCCGGGGAAGAUUAUGCACAUUGUGCGGGGCCCGAGGGGUGCUCGGGACGAGCCGUCCAAGCAGGGGUUUCAGGCGGAGGGCUCAGGAGACGGAAACGGAACCGGAACCGGAACCGGAAACGGAACCAGUCUUCCGGAAGGAAAGGGAGCGGUGCCGCCCAAGUUCUCCUUUGCCGCGGAGCUGAUGCGGGCGUGGAGGCCGCAAGCCGUUCCCGACGCUAAGCCCCGUGAGGGCGAGCCGGAAAACUCGGAAGAGGUUCCGUUCUUCUGCCGGGACGUGAAGCUAGAUGUCGGGGACGAAAUUGAGGUGGAUGCGGCCGUGAUUGAGGAAGGGCUGCCGUUGAGCUCGGGCUUUGGGAGCCCCAUUGAAAUCGAGGAUCGUUCCAGGGGCGAAAGCGGGAUCGAAGGUGGAAACGAGGGAACGACUUCAAGUAGAAAUCCGCUGGAAGGCGCUUCCGCGAAACACGAACCGUUCGUUUUGCGGAAGCGGAAGGAAAGUGAGCAGGAAGCGGAACAGCUAGGAAAUGGUACUUCGACUUCUUCGACGGGAGAGAAAGGUGGAACAACGGCGGAGUCGUCAAGUGCGAGUCACAACGAACGGGAGGAAAGUUUUGUGUACCGCCUCUUUUCGACGGAUAAGAAGCUGUACGGAAAGAUCUGGCUGUCUCGGAGCAUGGUGAUGGACCAUUAUAUGCCCCAUUAUAGGCGGUGCUUGCAAGAAGCACUUGUAGCAUUGGAGCAAGACCAUUGAUUCUUUAGUACCCUAGGUUUUGAAGCUUGUCGAGGAGCAGUGCAAAUUUCUAGAGAGCUUAAGUUAGGACGUUGUAUAAACCAUAGCGGAUUUUAUUUACAUUCCAUAUUCUGGAAUGAGAAGCGGCGCAAGUCAAGGAGGCAGCUUGACUGUACAGUCCCUAAAUCAGUUGCGGACCACACCAACCGUUAUUCUUCUUAUCGGAUCGACUUGAGCAAACGAUCACGCUAAGAGAAGAACAUGC